AUGUCACGAAUCAUAUUCAAGAGCAAGUCUCAAUCCAUUGGCAUGGUCUACAUAUUGAUAGUAUUGAUGCACCUUCUCCGCAUGCUGUUGCUAGUCUUUUGUCUGACAUAUGAUCCAGAUCGAAUGGAUGGCGUUGUUGGGGUUACACAGUGUGGUAUUCCACCCGGAACGUCCUAUACUUAUAACUUCACUAUCCCAGAUCAUCAACAUGGGACCUUUUGGUACCAUGGUCACUCUGGGCUCGCAAGAGCCGAUGGGCUGUACGGAGGCUUGGUUGUCCACGAAUCAGCAUCCAAGUUCGUAGAGCGUGGAUUGCUCGCGAAUCCUUCUUCAUACAGCAAUGAUUUCUUACUUUUGAUUGGCGACUGGUAUCAUCGGCCUGCAGUUGAAGUCAUGUCAUGGUACAUGCGUGCAGGGUCUUUUGGCAAUGAUCCGGCUCCUGACUCGUUAUUAAUUAAUGGAGAUGGCCAUUACAAUUGCUCUAAGGCAGUCCCUGCCCGACCAGUUGAUUGUGUUGAGAAAUCUUCCGAUUUGACAUAUCUACACGCAAAUGCCAAUGUUGUGCAACGCCUACGUGUGGUAAAUACAGGAUCGCUAGUUGGAUUUACCGUGACCUCGCCUACACAGUCUCUUUCUGUCAUUGCGGUGGACAGCAUGAAAGUUGCAGAUAGAGAAGAGGCCAAUUCGGUUGGAAUCUUGUACCCGGGUCAGCGCAUGGAUCUCCUAAUGCGCGUUCCAAGUGACACAGAGAUGUCCGCUUUGAACAUUGAGAUGGAUUCAGAAUGCAUGAAAUUCCCCAAUCCGGCACUCACGCCCAAUCAGACUUUUCUCAUUAACGCCGGGGACGCCUCAGAGGCACAACUAACGACCAAAAAUGAAAAGCCAAACUCUCAUCUAGACAUACAAAAUAUCCCUUCCCCUGUCGACAUCUUAUCCUUGCUCCCGAGUCAUGCAAAUACUACCGAGAUUGUAUAUGUCAAAACACAGAAAUUCGCCAUCAACCAUAACGUGCCGUAUGGUUACUUCAACCACACCUCAUGGGCACCUCAACAAAACCCUCCCGUUCCAUUGAAUGGGCUUCCACGGGAGCAAUGGGAUAAAAAGCAGCUUGCAUUGGUCGUAGGCAACGAUGAACAAGAAAGAGAAUCUAUAUGGGUCGACUUGGUCGUGAACAAUCUGGAUGACACAGGCCACCCUUUCCAUUUACAUGGCCACCAUUUUUACAUUCUUACUGUGUAUAAGGGUCCAAUCGGCUGGGGCUCCUACAAUCCCUUCUCCGACUCGUCUCCUCCCGGCUCUGACCCAGAUGCUUACCCCGACACCGACGGAAUGGACUUCUCGCUAGCGAUGUUGCGAGAUAACAUCUAUAUUCCUAGCCGUGCGUAUGCGGUUUUGAGAUUUCGGGCUGAUAAUCCGGGAGCAUGGCUAUUUCACUGCCACGUCUUGUGGCAUUUGUCCAGUGGAAUGGCCAUGUUGGUAGACGUGGGGAAGUAUUCAAGCUCUCAGAAUGUUUCAUGUCUGGUUUAA
Penicillium longicatenatum is the source of this 1527-nucleotide messenger RNA. RefSeq lists its product as uncharacterized. The record is from RefSeq and is a predicted model, not a curated record. The coding region runs from base 1 to 1527 and encodes 508 amino acids. Lineage: Eukaryota; Fungi; Ascomycota; Eurotiomycetes; Eurotiales; Aspergillaceae. The transcript is spliced from 5 exons. Gene Ontology annotation, molecular function: copper ion binding; oxidoreductase activity.